GCGCUCUCGUUCCGGGCUCGGAGGCCGGAAGCGUCGGGGACUGAGCCGAACCGCCGCCGCCGCGGCCCUUCCUUGUUCUCCGCCGAGGUCGCGCCGGCCGCGCAGGCAUGGCCAAGUGGGGCCAGGGGGACCCGCGCUGGAUCGUGGAGGAGCGGGAGGACGGCACCAACGUGAACAACUGGCACUGGACAGAGCGGGAUGCCACUAGCUGGUCCAAGGGGAAGCUCCAUGAGCUCCUGGUGGGCAUCAUUGUGGAGAAUGAAGCUGGCCGCUGUGAGAUCAGUGAGCUGAAGCAGGUGGAAGGCGAGGCUUCCUGCAGCAGCCGCAAAGGAAAGCUGAUUUUCUUCUAUGAGUGGAACAUCAAACUAAGCUGGAAAGGUAUAAUUAAAGAAUCUGGUGUGAAGCACAAGGGAUUGGUUGAAAUACCCAGCCUUUCUGAAGAAAAUGAAAUAGAUGACACCGAGGUGAGUGUGAGUAAAAAGAAAGGAGAUGGGGAUAUACUGAAGGAUCUUAUGAAGACUGCAGGCACUGCCCGGGUCAAGGAGGCCCUUGGAGAUUACCUGAAGGCACUUAAGACGGAAUUUACAAUGGGAAUGAUUUUACCAACGAAAGCUACGGCAACCCAGGAAUUGACUGUUAAAAGGAAACUGAGUGUGAAUCCCUUGCAGAUUCAGGCCUCAUCUCCAGUGGCGUUGGGGGUAAGGAUUCCCACUGUGGCAGUGCACAUGACGGAACUGUUUGACACAGCUGCAGAACAGCUGUACAGCAUCUUUACUGUGAAGGACUUGGUGCAAAAAUUUUCUAAAUCUCCUGCUGUAUUAGAAGUUGAAAAGGGAGGGAAAUUCCAGAUGUUUGAUGGGAACAUCACCGGUGAAUAUAUAGAAUUGUUAACAAAUAAAAAGAUUGUCAUGAAAUGGAGGUGUCGGAACUGGCCAGAAGAACACUAUGCAACAGUUGCACUGAAUUUUGUGCCUAUUCCAGGGCAAACAGAAUUACAAUUGGACUGUAAAGGAGUUCCUGUCUGUAAAGAAGAGAACAUGAAAUUCUGUUGGCAGCAGCAGCAUUUUGAAGAAAUAAAAGGUUUAUUGCAGCUGACCACCCUAAAUGGUUGAAUUAGUUAGAUUUUAUAUGGGCAUUACUUUUUCUAAGCAGAAAGUGUCAGGUUUACCUGUUAUUCCUUUUAAAAAAGAAAACAAACUCUUAAUUUAUAUUGGAUGAAAUCCAUGGACUUAUACAGAAUUUAAAGCACUGUUUGUUUGAAUCUGUACUAUGACUAGACUCUGUAUUGAGUUAAAAGCAGCAAAUAACCUGAAAUUAGGUAUUAACCUUAUCUCCCUUAGAUGCUCCUCUGGGAACAGACUGAGCCCCUGAGUACAGACAGCUGACGUUUCCCAGGCUACAGCUUGUCCUGGCAAGCUUCCUUCCAGCUGUAGUUUUAAGUUCAGGAAGACAAAAUAAACGGCAUAUUGAUACUAUUCCUUUAUUUUACCACAGGGUUCUUAAGGUGUGCACCUCUUAGGUAGUGAGCCAGCGGCGUGCUGCAUUCAGGAGUAUGUUGAAGUGAGGGCGAGUUGGCUGUAUUGUUAGACUUCUCCCUGCAACAGUUAUUGACUUCCGGGUGGAGAGGACUGAAAAGUCUAUGGGGAUUAAGUUACUUUUUGGACUGCCACUAAAUAGUUCGAAUAAACUAGAAUAUGAUGGGUAAGUGCUCCCCCCAGUCACAGUUUUCUCAUUACUUUCAUCUGAGAAGACUGAAGCAACGUAUGUAAACAAAUGAAAAGUCAUCACAAUCAGUUUAAUUAAGUGCACAGAAUAGCAAUCAGUCAUGUCAAUAAAAAUAAAACAAUUAUUUUUA
Equus quagga is the source of this 1855-nucleotide messenger RNA. Its product is annotated as activator of 90 kDa heat shock protein ATPase homolog 2. Gene Ontology annotation, molecular function: ATPase activator activity; protein-folding chaperone binding. Gene Ontology annotation, biological process: protein folding; positive regulation of ATP-dependent activity. The transcript is spliced from 9 exons. Gene Ontology annotation, cellular component: cytosol. NCBI's taxonomy places the organism in Eukaryota, Metazoa, Chordata, Mammalia, Perissodactyla, Equidae. The record is from RefSeq and is a predicted model, not a curated record. Bases 108 to 1112 code for a protein of 334 amino acids.